Messenger RNA from Danio aesculapii, 5478 nucleotides. RefSeq names its product Rap guanine nucleotide exchange factor (GEF)-like 1 (gene rapgefl1). Gene Ontology annotation, cellular component: plasma membrane. The record is from RefSeq and is a predicted model, not a curated record. Lineage: Eukaryota; Metazoa; Chordata; Actinopteri; Cypriniformes; Danionidae. Gene Ontology annotation, molecular function: guanyl-nucleotide exchange factor activity. Gene Ontology annotation, biological process: positive regulation of GTPase activity; Ras protein signal transduction. The coding region runs from base 616 to 2481 and encodes 621 amino acids. The transcript has 16 exons.
GGUGUGUAGCCCGUGUGUGUGUAGCCUGUACUGUAUGCGAGAGCGACUGAGCGCAGUGUUUGUGCGGACUCGAGGCGCAAAUAGAGAGAGAGACACUUGGAACCGUGACAGAAAAAUAAAUGGGGAUCCAACAGAUCUGAAGACACGGAGUCCUCAUCUCAUCAUCAGCGUCCAUCCAGCCGCGCGUCUCUGCGACAGAAGCCCGUCUCCUUCAGACCUGCUGCGGUGGACCCACGAUUCAUUUAUAUGCUCCAGCAUCUUGACAGAGACUGAUUUUUACAUUGGCGAUGAUCGUCCACACAUAGGCUGCUGCUCGAGCUGAAGGACUGCAGUGGAGGACGGGUUUCCCAGGGAUACGUUUGGAUUUUUUUUCUUAGCGUAGUAAGGACUCCAUCAGCAUCACUUGUGUACGAGGACCGCUGAAAAUGGCCGUGUUUUAUUCUUGACACCUCAACACGGCGGAGAUCAGAGUCUCUUCAGGUAUUUUCUCGAUCAGAGUUUCAGCAUUAUCCGGCUAUGAUGUAGACGCUCACGGCAAUACGCUCAUCAUCAGUGUUCCUUAUUGAGUAUUAAUUAGGAUCAACCCAGGGCCUUCUUCUGAUUUCUGUCAUCAAAAUGCCGGCUGGAAUGAAGCCUCUUGAAAAAUUCUUGAAGAAGCAGACCAAUGCACUCACUCGGGCGGGUGGUUUUGGGGAGAAGGCCACCGGCACCGGGGCAUCCAGACGGCGGGCAAGCCUGUCCCGUGUGGUGCCCUUCUUCAGGGAGACGUCUCCCGAGAGCGGCCCGGCGAGGGAAGUGUUCAGCCCGGAGACCGAAGAAGCGCCGUGCUGGCCCUCCGCCACUGCGGACAUCAGGAGCCCGUCGCUGUCCAGCGAUGAGCAAAGCUCGGAGGCGAGUCUGGACACGAACUGGACCCCUCUGCCCGCGGACACUCCAGAGAACCUAGCGCUGGCGCUGCUGGACAGUGUGGCGGGAAAGCGGUACGCCAACUGCACAGAAAUACUCCUGGAUGACUUCAUGCUAACACACCCAAUCUUCUUGGCUCCAGACAAGUUCCAGCAGGUCUUGCUUCAGCAAUUCAGUUCAGAGGGUAAGCAGGGUGAGGGUUGGCCCGGAUGGGAUGGAGCAGAGCGGAAACUUGCAGUUCUAACUGUGGCUUUCCGCUAUCUGGACACAUACAGAGACUUGCUGCAGGAGGAGGGCGAUCGCUCCAACACCUUUCCAAAGGAGCUGUAUUUGUGUGCGGUUGACGAGCUCAACCGCUUUCCUGAACUGGUGGAAGACGUGCUGAAACUGCAGCGCUGGACUGAGAUAUUACACAGCCCAGCCGAGGAGGACAAGGAAAGUCGUAGGAAGCAAGUUCGCCCACUCUUCCGACACUUCAGACGUAUCGACGCCUGCCUGCAGCCCCGAGAGGCUUUCCGUGGCUCAGACGAGAUCUUCUGCAGGGUUUACACGCCAGAUCAUUCAUACGUGACCAUACGAAGCCGUCUUUCAUGCCGGGUUGGGGAGAUCUUGGCUCUGGUGAAGGAGAAGCUCCAGUACAGCGAGGACCAGCCCACCCAACCUGCCAACCUCAUACUGGUUGCUGUCACCUCAUCAGGGGAGAAGGCUGUGUUCCGUCCGAGCGACGAGGCCGUUUUCACCACUCUCGGUGUGAACACCCACCUGUUCGCCUGUGAGCCGGCGGAGCUCGAGAGCCUGAUCCCUUUGCCUGAGGAGAUCCACUGGACACCAGGAGACAGUAAACUGCAUGACAUGAGCGCGGAGGAAGUGGCCAAUCAGCUGGUAGUGUUCGACUGGGAGCUCUUCAGCUGCGUGCAUGAGGUGGAGUUUGUGUGUUACGUGUUUCACGGUGAGCAGGCUCGCUGGCGCCCCCUAAACCUGGAGCUGAUCCUGCAGCGCUGCAGUGAAGUCCAGCACUGGGUGGCCACCGAGAUCCUGCAGUGCCAGUCACUGCCCAAGAGGAUACAACUGCUGCGCAAAUUCAUCAAGAUCGCAGCCUUAUGUAAGCAGCAGCAGGAUCUGCUGUCGUUUCUGGCUCUGGUUCUGGGUCUGGAUAACCCUGCCGUGAGCCGCCUGCGUCUGACCUGGGAAGGUUUGCCAGGAAAGUUCCGGAAGCAGUUUCAGCAGUUUGAGAGCAUUGCGGACCCUUCAAGGAACCACAAAUCAUACCGAGACCUUCUAGCAAGUCUGAGAGCCCCACUCAUACCCUUCACCCCACUACUGCUCAAGGAUCUGACCUUCCUUCAUGAGAGCUGUAAGACUUUCCAUGGGGAGCUGGUUAAUUUUGAGAAGAUGCACAAAGUGGCAGAGAUGGUGCGCAGCAUCAGGCGGUAUCGGAGCUCUCAGUUAGCUAUGGAGGCCGAGCCGUCCCCUUCGCACCUCCAGACGAAAGCGUACGUCCGGCAGCUGCAGGUCAUCGACAAUCAGAACCUGCUUUUUGAGAUGUCCAGCAAACUGGAGCCAAAAGACAUGUGAAGGGACCUACAAGCCAUAUCUAGAAAACCUCCAAACACAGACACUUCAUUCUCCAUCGUCACGGAUCAAGCCAGCUGGGCUGUCAAUCAUCUCAGGCUCCGCCUCCGCAUCACAGAUUGACGAAUCGUGUCCAUGAAUUGUGCUUUGAGUGAGAUUCUGUGUCAGUGUUGAUUAUGAGCAUUCAUUAUUCGCCAUAUCUGGAUUCGUUUUUCAGACUAUUUUUCUGCUGAAGGGAAACCUGUCCUGAUUGCACUGCCAUCAGUCGAACUGAACCAAACUGGAAUAAGCUUAUUCAUAUUAUGUUCAACCAGUCAUCCGGGCCUUCAGAAACACUGCACUUUUCCAAUAGUUUUUUUUUAUUUUGUCCAUUCUUAAAUACAUGAGACAAUCUGACCUGUGGUCUUCCCUCGUCCCCUGCCAACACUGGCACUUACUGCACCCCUGUGCAAACUGGCCUGCAGUCAUUCAAUGUUUGUGUUCUGAACAAUAUGGAUCCCCAGCCAUCAAAAGACGCCCAAUCCAAGACCAGCUCCACUAACCUGAAGACAGAGGACAUCGGUGAAUGUAGCUACUGAGCAAACCACUUCAUGUCAGCAUUCAUCAUGAAAACCAAACAGCCCAUAUACAGUGCUCAGCAUAGAGUACAGCCCAUUUUGAAAAUGAAUAUUUUUCUCCAUUUCUCAGUAAAUAUAGGUAAUGUAUUUUGGUGCAUUUAAACAAAACAGAUUUAUUAAACAGAUAUAUUUAUUAAAAUAAUAUUUUAGUCACCAAACAUAUUUCAAAAUUGAAAGAUAAUACAAUUAAAUUCAAGCAAAUAUUACAAAAAAUGAAUUACGACCUACAAAAUUUCAACUAAAUUUUUCAUUUUUUUUUUUAUUUGAUUUUUAAAAAAAUUUUUAGUUAAUAUUUUUCUAUAACAUAAAAUUUGGGUGUACUAGUAUUUGGACUGUUACCAUAAGUAAUUUUGUUGUAUAAGCUCCAGCUUUGGCUUCAGUACUGACUAAUCUAAUGUAUAUGCACAAAUAUAAUAGUAUAGCUAUUAUAAGUAUAGCUUCCUAUUAAAAAUAUGAAUGUAAAAGAGAGAUUUGUCAGGGGUGUACUCAUGUAUGCCGAGCACUGUGUGUGACAAUAUUAUUUAUAAAUCACAAAGCAAAGGAACUGUUUAAAAAGCGAAGCCAAAAAUGAUUUAAAUGUGAAAACUGAAAGUAUAAUAAUAAUUUAUUCAUUAAUCUAUCUAUCUUCUUAUUUAAUGUUAGAUAUUUGUACAAAAAAUAGAUACACAAUGUAAUAUUUUGAUAUUUCUAAUUUGAAUUACUGGGAGGGGGAAAAUAUACACAAACAUAUCUAAGGUUAUCCUGUUAAACUGAAUCUCCUGAUAUGAAUAUUUGAAGGUUAUGUAAUCUGUAGAAACAAAAGUGAUGCAUUUAUAUAGACAUUUUUUUUAAAAACUCGAAAUCCCAAUUAGGAAUAAUAAUAAAUUUGAUUUCUAUCUUUUUAAGGAUGUUAGAUAUAUGUGUUGGAGUCUAAACAAAAUCAUAUAGUACUUUUAUUCCCCAUAACAAGUCUUCAUAUUCCCAAUUAAUUGUCAUACUGGAGUAAAAACAAAAUGAAGCAUAUUUGUAUGCAUUUGUACUGGAGAGAAAACAAUAUAAAACGUUAAUAUAGAUGUAUUGACUGACAAGUCUUACUAUCCUAACAUUCCUAAUUUUAAUUACUUUUUUGUGGAUGUUUAAAUAUUUGUAAUAAAAAUAGACAAAAAUUACUUACUCUUAGGGGGCAGCGGGGACAAAGUAACAUGGGACGAAUGUAACAAAGCGAUUUUCUCAAAGCCCUGACAGCUUUUUUGCGGGGAUUUGAAAUUACAGGAGUUUUCUGAUGAAGUUUUCCGGUGUAGAAGACAUUUAACGUUCUCUGCUCUUCUAAAGGUUAGCAACAGACCAAAAAAGCGGUAACACUAUUUUGAUGGUCCAUUUGAGUAUUAGUAGACUGUCUGCUUAAUAUCUGCUGAUACUGCUCCUUCAACAGACAUUUAACUGACUAUAAGAAACUUUGCAAGUAUGUGUCAAUUUACACUAACCCUAACCUAACAGUCUACUCAUAAUCUAAUGAGAAUUAGUUGGCGUGUAAAUGCAAUGUAACAAGCGGACCAUCAAAAUAAAGUGACCAAAAAAACUGACCAAAUGCAGUAUUUGAACUUAUUUUCAGACAGAAGCACCCAAAUUAGUUAAACAUUUUACUUUGCUCUUGUGUCGAAUGCUAAAAUGAACACUCUGAAGUGUACAAGUGUUGAUUUCUCCUAAAAGCUGAAAGUCAAAGUGAUCUCUGUACGCGAUGCUGGUCUUGGAUUGGACUCUCUCAGGAUCUCCUCCUGAGGUCACACACGGGACGGCCUGUAAGGCUGCGCUGUACAUACCACAUGUAAAUAGCAAAAAUAAAUAUGAAUAUGACUCUAUUUUAUGUAAGAGCUAUGAGAUGGACUCUCAAGAAGAAUAUUUGUUUUGUAAAUCUGAGACAAACAAAAAAAAGUAUGUGUACAGUUUAAAAGGCGACGAGCCCGGACAGAGUCUGCGGUUUGCCAUGAAAGAAUUGUAUAGCAUAUUCGCUGGUUUCGUUGUUUCGGUUUGAUAUUAUUAUUUCUUAUCCAUUACAGAUGACUUGUACAUAUCCUCUGUUUUGGUCGCAUACGUUUCUUUUGCGUUGUCUGUCUGCGAUGGAUGGAUUUGUACAGCAUGUCGGUGGUUUAGUUGGAUUUUUUGCUGUUUUUAUUUGGUCAAAGGUUCUCAUUGGUUUUUUUAGUUGAUCUUUUUUGAAGCGGGUAUUCUCUUGUUGUUUUUGGUUUUGUACAGAAGUCCGUGUUUACAGUGCGAUUCUCUGAAACUCAGACGUGUCCAGUGAAAGGCACGGAGGGCGGGGCGUGUAAUGCUGCCGCGCCGCCCACUUUUCUUGACGCGAGUCAAAGAUGCAUCUAAAAUAAAGCCUCUUGUGAUGAGCACUCGA